UGAACGAAGAUCGCAAAGGAUAAUAUUUUUGUCCAGCGUAUGUGCCCUAACUCCAUUGCAGAGGGUCUGUUCUGUUCCUUGUUCUCCUCUUCUCUUCAAUUCAGCGUCUCAGUUUCAACAGAGCAUCAACAGCGAGAAACAAAGAAAGGAACCAAACCUCGAAAGAGAAGAGAACAUAAGAGAUGAAGUUUCGGUACGCGAUGGUGUGUUCUUCGAACCAGAACAGGAGCAUGGAGGCUCAUUCCCUGCUCAAGAAGCAGGGCUUCGAAGUGUCUUCUUACGGCACUGGUGCCCACGUGAAGCUCCCGGGUCCCUCGCUCAGGGAGCCCAAUGUCUACGAAUUCGGAACCCCCUACAAGUAUAUGUACGAUGACCUACGUAGAAAAGACUCUGAACUCUAUAGACGAAAUGGAAUCUUGGCAAUGCUUAAAAGAAAUGCAACAGUCAAGUUGGCACCUCAACGGUGGCAGGAAAAUGCUGUUGAUGGCGUCUUUGACGUGGUAUUGACAUUUGAAGAAAAAGUGUUUGAUAUGGUUAUUGAAGAUCUCCAUAAUAGAGAUCAAGUUUUAUUGAAAGCUGUGCUGGUAAUCAACUUAGAGGUAAAAGAUAACCACGACGAAGCAGCUGUGGGAGCUAAGCAUACUUUGGAUCUAUGUCAGGAGAUCGAAAAAGCAGAAUCAUGGGAGGAAUCAAUUGACGAAAUUAUUGCUGGUUUUGAGAAUAAGUAUAGGAGGAAACUUUUGUACAGUGUCUCCUUCUACUAGAAUAUUGCAGGCUCCCUAGAAAAAGAACUGUUACACUAAUGAAUAUUUAAUUAAGCAUACCAUGAACACCAUUUUUGUAAAUUUGACAACUGAUCUCAUUUCAAAUGAAAACAGAUGUAUU
Messenger RNA from Vigna umbellata (rice bean), 885 nucleotides. RefSeq names its product Ssu72-like family protein. NCBI's taxonomy places the organism in Eukaryota, Viridiplantae, Streptophyta, Magnoliopsida, Fabales, Fabaceae. Gene Ontology annotation, biological process: mRNA processing. The record is from RefSeq and is a predicted model, not a curated record. Gene Ontology annotation, cellular component: nucleus. Gene Ontology annotation, molecular function: phosphoprotein phosphatase activity.